AAAAUUUCAAACGACGUGAUACAGCCAAUUUCGUCUAAUGAAAUCUCUGUAAAGGUGGAUAUCCUUCAAAUUCGUUUGUAGAGGAAAUCUCGUCAAUUUUUCUGCCAGCUUGCUACAUACUUGGUUACACAAUGCUCCAGCCUAGAGUAUUCUUCACAAACGACGUCGUUCCAGGGUAUUGUACCUUAAUGUACAACAUUCAACGCCGGUGGAUGACAUCCAGCAAAAGGGUACAAGACCGCAGCCAGAACAAGCGCGUGCAGGAACUCGAGAUCGCCACAGAGAAACACAAGGUAAUCUCCAAAAUCCUACAUUUGUUCGAAACCCUAAAAUGCGAGCAGGAGAGCAUCAUUUCUUUAAGAAACCUCGACCAGCAUCGCCAGCAGCUCAAUCUCCCCAAACCCAAUAAAAUAUCCGAUUUUCUCCGUAAAUCUCCCAAGCUUUUCGAGCUGUAUAAAGACCGUCGGGGCGUUGUGUGGUGCGGGUUGACGGAAGAAGCCCAGGAAUUGAUUAAAGAGGAGGAGCAAAUUAUUCGAGAACACAGCGAAAAAGCUGCAGAAUAUGUAACUAGAAUGUUAAUGAUGUCUUUAGAUAAGCGGCUUCCGCUCGAUAAAAUCGCACAUUUCCGUCGCGAUUUAGGUUUGCCGAUGGAUUUUAGGAAGCAUUGGGUACAUAACUAUCCCGAAAAGUUUAAGGUUGUUCAGCCUUUUAAGCCUUACGAUGAAGGGGAGUAUUUGGAGCUCGUUUCUUGGAAAUCUGAUUGGGCGAUAACCGAACAUGAAAAAAAGGUUUUAGGCAUAAACGAAGGGAAGCGUGAUUGUGAUAGUGAUCACGUACCUGGAUUGCUUUCGUUAUCUUUUCCGUUAAAGUUCCCCCAAACUUACAAGAAAGUGUACAGAUAUGGUGGGAAAAUCGAGCAUUUUCAGAAGAGGGAGUAUCUGUCACCGUACGCAGACGCCACUGGUUUGAAAGCAGGGUCCCUCGAGUUCGAUAAGAGAGCAGUUGCAGUGAUGCACGAGUUGCUUAGCUUUACGAUCGAUAAAAGAUUGGUGACGGAUUAUUUAACGCAUUUUAGGAGGGAGUUUACGAUGCCGCAGAAGCUAAUGAGGCUUUUGCUGAAGCACUUUGGGAUCUUCUAUGUUUCGGAGAGGGGGAAAAGGUUUAGCGUGUUCUUGAAGGAGGCUUACGAUGGUUCGGAGUUGAUCGAGAAGCAUCCUUUGGUUGUUUGGAAGGAAAAGGUUAUGAGGUCAGUUGGUUAUAGGGGAAAUAAGAAGAAGAUAGGGAGUUUCGAGGAUUUUUCAGACAGUGAAGAUAACUACGACGUGGCUUUGGUUCGUUCCGAUUCUGGAGAUGAAGAACAUGCGGUGAUGGAUCUUGGAAAUGACGAGACGAUGCAAACCCUCGAGAAUGAUUCGGAUGGAGAUGGUUCCGAGAUGGAGAUUGACGAUGUUUGCAGCGCAUACAAUGACUGAAUAUUAUGACAAGGGACCUGGCAUUGACAGAUUGAGGUUCGAUUAGUCUUACUUGCUCAUUGAGCUUGCGGGAUUGAUAAGCUGCAGCGGGGAAAUAGCGUGAGUAAUCACGUGGGCCCCACAAAAGAGAAAAUAUGACGAUAGGGUUUCAGAGAUGUAGGCCGUUUGGUUAGCGAAAAACGGUGAUUUGGUAACUACUAAAGGUGACGGAAUUUUUAGCCUUAUUCUUACUGCUCCUGUUAACUGACUGUACUAGGAGAUUGAAUCUUUAGACGUAGAAUUCUUCGAAAUCAGACAACAAAAAUUGCCGAUUUGAAGGGUACUUCAGAUUAGAAAAAAAAAAUAUUAUUGUGCAUUAAAUACUAUUCGAAUAUUAACAUGUAAGUCGACAGCUUGAUGUAUGAACGCUGCUAGAUCUUUACUUCAUCGAGUGUAGAAUAGAUUUGAUCUUGAAACGUGUUGAACGGUGUGAUUCA
This is a messenger RNA of Erythranthe guttata (spotted monkey flower), 1948 nucleotides long. RefSeq names its product Ubiquitin carboxyl-terminal hydrolase family protein. The record is from RefSeq and is a predicted model, not a curated record. Gene Ontology annotation, molecular function: RNA binding. NCBI's taxonomy places the organism in Eukaryota, Viridiplantae, Streptophyta, Magnoliopsida, Lamiales, Phrymaceae.